This is a messenger RNA of Topomyia yanbarensis, 3053 nucleotides long. RefSeq names its product xylosyltransferase oxt (gene oxt). The record is from RefSeq and is a predicted model, not a curated record. Gene Ontology annotation, biological process: chondroitin sulfate proteoglycan biosynthetic process; heparan sulfate proteoglycan biosynthetic process. The coding region runs from base 331 to 2988 and encodes 885 amino acids. The transcript is spliced from 4 exons. Gene Ontology annotation, molecular function: protein xylosyltransferase activity. NCBI's taxonomy places the organism in Eukaryota, Metazoa, Arthropoda, Insecta, Diptera, Culicidae. Gene Ontology annotation, cellular component: membrane.
AAUAUUAGUCAAAAAUUGCGUGAUUUCUUCGCACGUCUUUCUGCCUGCUAGUUGAAAUUUUAACUUCCCUGCUUUAUAUUUUGUGCGCGAAUCAGCUUUCCAUCUGUUGUGUGUGCAUAAUACCUAAUUGUUCUGCGGCUUUCUUUCGUGCAACCUUUGAGCAAGACCGGAAACGUUUUAUUGAUACUGAUUCAAUUAGGCGAGAGGUGGUAGCUCUCGCGUUUCCAUUCAGUCGAACUGUGUCAGCAAAAAAGAAACACUCGUUCCGUCCACACUCCGAUGUGCUGUUAGCGCGGAUCGAUGGUACCAAUGAUUGUCUAGUGGCUAGAAAUGCUACAAACGCUAGCCCUGCGAUGGUUCCGUCGGUACAAGGUGUUCUUCCUGAUUGGGCUGUUGAUUGUGGGUGCACAGGUCUUUCUUGCCUAUAAGUUGCUGAAAAUUCCCGUCUCCGGGACGGAUAGUAGCGAGGAACGGGAUCUUAGCAAACGACUGUACGAAAAGUAUGUCAAAAAGGUAGCUGGUUCUAAUCUGUCUGCGGAUGAUGAAGAUCCAGCAGGACAACGAGAGCAGCAGCAUCUGGCGGGUGAAGGUCACGUCAAGGAACCGAGGGAGGCACGAAAAGAGUCAGGUCGGACGUAUCUUAAUUUGAAUGAUUUAAGCUUCGUACCGCCCUGUGAGAUUUACAACAAAGAGACGAUCUCGGCUAUUCAUCGGGCAACGAGUCAGCCGUGUAAGAAGCAAAUUGUGGACAUUGCUUGUGCGAUACAAGCUGGGACUUUUUAUCCGAAGCGGUUGCCGAAUUACUGCCCAAAUGGGCAGUAUGUGCCGAAUAGAGCGCUGGGAUGCUUUCAGGAUGAGAAGAAUUUUCGAAUUUUACCGGGGUACUAUACGAACUUUAAAACGAGUAACUCCCCGAAGAGAUGUAUUCAGCUGUGUCUGCAGUCGGGGUUUUUGUACGCCGGGGUGCAAUACUCCACGGAAUGUUUCUGUGGAGAUGAGUUACCGAAGGCUUCUGCGAAGCUACCCGAUUCUAGUUGUAACAUGAAAUGUUCCGGGGAUCCGAGACAGGCCUGCGGUGGUUAUUUUACUACGAACGUUUAUGAGACGGGGAUUGCAAAAUUCAGCGCCCAAACAACGGAGAUUACACCGAAAGUUGGGGAAGAGCCGGCUAGAAUAGCAUUUCUGCUGACAUUGAAUGGAAGAGCUUUGCGACAGGUUCAUCGUCUAUUGAAGACUUUGUAUAGUCCUAGGCACUAUUAUUUCAUCCAUAUCGAUUCGCGCCAAGAAUAUCUUUACCGAGAGCUACUGAAACUGGAAACAAAUUAUCCAAAUAUUCGCUUGUCGCGCAACAGAUACUCCACCAUUUGGGGAGGUGCAUCGUUGCUGCAGAUGUUGCUCUCGUCAAUGGAGUACCUGCUGGUAGACACGCCCCAUUGGAAGUGGGACUUUGUGAUGAAUCUGAGCGAGAGUGAUUUCCCCGUUAAGACACUGGACAAGCUGGAGCGAUUUCUAAGUGCGAAUCAGGGGAAAAACUUCGUACGAAGUCACGGACGGGAGGUUCAGCGAUUUAUUCAAAAGCAAGGACUGGAUCGGACGUUUGUGGAGUGUGAUAAUCACAUGUGGCGGAUAGGAGAUCGGGCGUUACCGUUGGGGGUACAGAUUGACGGUGGAAGCGAUUGGAUUUGCUUGUCUCGCGGUUUUGCAAAGUACGUGACGGAAGGACGGGUUGGUAACGAACUGAUCGAGGGCCUGUUGGUGAUUUUUAGACAGACGAUACUGCCAGCGGAAUCAUUCUUCCAUACGGUUCUGCGCAAUUCCGAGUUUUGUAAUAACUAUGUGGACAAUAAUUUACACGUGACGAACUGGAAGCGGAGACUGGGUUGCAAGUGUCAGUACAAACAGAUAGUAGACUGGUGUGGGUGCAGUCCGAAUGAUUUCAAACCGGAAGAUUGGUCUAAAUUGCAGGGAACCGAAGCGAAACAGUUUUAUUUUGCUAGAAAAUUUGAGCCAAUAAUCAAUCAGGAAGUCAUUUUGCAACUCGAGGAAUGGGUUCAUGGUCCAUAUCCGGCAGACUACCCUAAUCUUCAUUCGUACUGGCAAAACUUUUACCAUUACGAAGAUCCGAGCGAGCCGGAUAAAGCUACUCUUAAUGUGGCCUACAGCAUUCUACGCAUAAAUGCCAAUGCCAGAUCAAACCAGUUCCAGGAACCAUUUCGGAUACGAGAGCUCAAUCACUACUUGGAUCGCGAUAACUACCGAGGAUUUCUAAUUCUGUAUGAAGCUACCGUCGGUGAUCGUCGUGUUCUUCUGGAGACGCGAGCACAGCCGAAUAUUUCGGCACAAGUAUCGAAAUCAGCUCCUCUUGGAAGACGUCUAACCCAACUCGAAGUUAGUACCGAUUUCGACCAAAAAGAACAAAUUUCUCGUAAUUUCCAGCGAAUCAUCGGUAGUCAGAGCAAACUGGUAUUGAUUUUUCGACUGGCAGGAUCUCGAACGGAAAAGAAUACGACCACUCACACAUUGGCGGUACUGUGGAUUGACCCCCGCGGAGAGCUAGCCGACAGUGCCGAGAUGUCCAUUGAGGAUAGCCCUUCCGGUCCACCGGAGAGUUUGGUUCACUUCAGCAAAGCGGCCAAUCUACGGCAACCGCUGCUUACGGGUAUAUGGACUGCGAAGUUGGUCCACAAAAAAACACUGCUAGGAGUUACCCGAUUUCUGGUGAGUGACAGUGCACCAGUGGCAGGUACCAAUCAGACUACCAAAGAACAGGAACAAGCAAAGCUGGAUAGAUUAGUUCCACAAUUUUUUACCAUUAAGCAGACUUGCUGGGUGGGGAAGGGUGAAAACGGGCUACCGGGGUUUGUGAAAGAAUCGUCACAAGCACUGGAGGAGUGCAGCGUGACCGGUUGGAGCAGUUUGACACCGGAUCCAAAGAGCGAUAUCAACACAGCUGCCAACAGGUAUCCCGAGGGGAUGGAAUUUUUAUGAGUUGAAAGGAAUGCAUUUUUAGGUCUAGUUAAGAUGAACAAUAAUUGUAUUAUUAUCAGUUGAGU